CAUCUUCACACCGAAAAUACCUAACCAUCAACAACGUUCCAAUACUACUAGAAUCCCUCUCGAAAUUAUCAUAAAUUCAUCAUGGCUGAACCCGCCAAAGCAAUUCACGCAACGCUCAUCCAUUCCCUCUCCCCCACUCUACUCCAAAUCAUCCCCGAUGCCCUUAUCACCGUCUCCUCUUCCGGCACAAUCCUCACUCUCCAGCCCAACAUCCCCUUCUCCAACAUCCACAAUAUCCUCGCGGAACAAAAUAUCGAGCAAAUUCCUCUCACCAAACUCUCCCCAGGCCAAUUCCUCAUCCCAGGCUUCGUCGACACGCACAACCAUGCCCCGCAAUGGAUGCAGCGAGGCCUGGGCCAGGGAAUGCACAUCUUGGACUGGCUCGAUGGCAUAACUUUUCCCAACGAAGCCAAGUUUGCGGAUGCUUCCUAUGCGGAAAAUGUUUACGAGAAGCUCGUCCGGGGGAUGCUUAGACAGGGCGUCACGACGGCGUCGUACUAUGGCUCUCUGCAUGGGGAAGCAACUCGUGUGUUAGCAUCUACGUGCUUGAAGGGAGGUCAGAGGGCGCUUAUUGGGAAAUGCAACAUGGAUCGAAACUCACCGUCGUUUUACUGCGAGGCCUCUGCUGAAGAGUCUAUCUCCGCGACGAGAUCGUGCAUUCAGCACAUUCGAACCAUUGAUCCGGAGGGUUCUCUCGUCAAGCCCGUCUUGACACCUCGUUUCGCAAUAUCGUGUACGGCACCGCUCCUUCAAUCUCUGGGCGAAAUGGCACGCGAGGACCCUUCUCUGGCCAUCCAGACGCAUUUCAACGAAGCCGCGCAGGAAAUCAACGCAACCUUGUCUCUCUUUCCGGAGUUCACUAACGAGGCUGAUUUGUACUCGUCCUUUGGACUUCUUACGCCGCGAAGUAUUCUUGCGCACUGCACCAUCAUGACGUCGUAUGAGAUACACAAGCUUCAGGACUUGGGGUGUGGCGUCGCUCACUGUCCUACUGCGAACAUGACCGUCGGGGGAGGCUUCAUGGCUGCUCCUGUCAAGGAGUUUCUUAGAAGGGGUAUUAAUGUCGGUUUGGGCACGGAUUCGGGGGGUGGAUAUAGUUCGAGCAUGUUGAAUGCGAUGAGGCAUGCUCUGAUUACUUCAUAUGCGAGAGAAGCCCUGUAUCCGAAAUUCGAGUCUGAGAAGGAUGAAAGCGUUAGCAAAGAAGGCAAUGGAGGAGAAACAUUGAGUUUAGAAGAAGUGUUUUACAUGGCUACAAAGGGAGGCGCCAAAGUGGUAGGCUUUGACGAUCGGGUUGGUGGAUUUGCUGUUGGGAUGGAGUUUGACGCUUUGGUGAUUGACAUGCGGGAUGAUAGAGAUGGGGUCAAUGUACCGUUGGAUGAAGAGAGUGAUUCGGCGGAGAGGAUGCUGGAGAAGUUUGUCAUGACGGGGGAUGAUCGGAAUAUUGCGCAGGUGUAUGUUAGGGGGAAGUUGGUUCAUGGAGGGGAUGUUUAGGUGUUUGCUGUUUGGGGUGGAAUUAUUCGCUUGUUUUUUUCUUACCCUGGUUCAUAGAAUGCUUAAGAAAUUCGUUGAUAAUGACAACCGGCGCAAAAUUUGCAGC
Trichoderma virens Gv29-8 is the source of this 1597-nucleotide messenger RNA. RefSeq lists its product as uncharacterized. The record is from RefSeq and is a predicted model, not a curated record. The transcript has a single exon. Gene Ontology annotation, molecular function: guanine deaminase activity; zinc ion binding. Lineage: Eukaryota; Fungi; Ascomycota; Sordariomycetes; Hypocreales; Hypocreaceae. Gene Ontology annotation, cellular component: cytosol. Gene Ontology annotation, biological process: guanine catabolic process. The coding region runs from base 82 to 1491 and encodes 469 amino acids.